AUGGCGUCCUAUCUCUCCUACUUCACCUCGAAUUCGUCGACCCCACAGCCCACGUCCCAGGGCGCAGGCACUCCCGGCGCAACAUCGACAUGGUCGAGCACAUUUUCCUCACGAUUUGCGACCCUGCGUAAGGCUCUGACGACUCGAGACUCUGAAGAAGACGAUCCGGACCACGAAGAUUGUUCACACAUUUCGAAUGUCUUGCGAGCAUACUACACAGAAAAGGGACGGCCCUUUCCCGAGUGGCUGCCACCUGAUCCCAAAAAGCCCGUUGCUGCACCUCCUCCUCAGCCGCAGGGUUCCUACGGGCAAUAUGGCAAUACAUACGGGUCUCAGUACGGGGUCCAGCAAACACACUCGAGAGGUCCAUCUGGGGGCCGCGGCGGCGGACUGUCGGAUCUGUGGGAUCCUGCUCCUGCCCCGGCGGCCCCUCCUGCUCAGAGUCUGCGGGCUGGUCGACCAACGCCGCACUCUUUGCGUUCGAAUGAUUCUGCGCGGUCGCAGUCAAGCAACAGUGGCGGAACGACGUCUGUGACACAACCCAGCCCCAGCGCCCGCCCUCUCCCAAGCCAAAGGGCUGGAAGCUACCAGACCAAUCCCGCCACCAACGCUGCCGCGCUGGGAUCUCGUGAUCGGCUGCGCGCUCGGUUACAGGGCGGAGGGAGCGGACGAAACAGUCCAUCCGGUGGUAUGAGCAGUGGGGGAGGCGGCAGUCAGGCGUCUUAUGGUCCUUCGGGCGGAAAUUUGACUCAUCAACCGCCAUCUCGGAGCGGGUCUUCUCAGCCCUACAUUUCAGCCUCAGAGCCUUGGUCGACGGGUGGAGAGGAUCCUUAUGCGUACAACUACAGUAGCGGUGGAGGUUCUUCCAACCCGUAUGGUAACCAGGACUAUCGCCAGCGACCCGGAGGCCCCAGGUGA
This is a messenger RNA of Fonsecaea multimorphosa CBS 102226, 918 nucleotides long. RefSeq lists its product as uncharacterized. Bases 1 to 918 code for a protein of 305 amino acids. The transcript has a single exon. The record is from RefSeq and is a predicted model, not a curated record. Lineage: Eukaryota; Fungi; Ascomycota; Eurotiomycetes; Chaetothyriales; Herpotrichiellaceae.